Messenger RNA from Daktulosphaira vitifoliae (grape phylloxera), 1567 nucleotides. RefSeq names its product innexin inx1 (gene ogre). The record is from RefSeq and is a predicted model, not a curated record. The coding region runs from base 199 to 1263 and encodes 354 amino acids. Gene Ontology annotation, cellular component: gap junction; plasma membrane. The transcript has 3 exons. NCBI's taxonomy places the organism in Eukaryota, Metazoa, Arthropoda, Insecta, Hemiptera, Phylloxeridae. Gene Ontology annotation, molecular function: gap junction channel activity.
GAGCCGCCACGGUAGAGAAUUAGUAAUAGUAGCAGCGGCGGCAGAAGUGGUAGUAGUGCACGCAUCGUUGUUUCGUCGACAACAACAGUAUCGUUAUCCCUCGCGCGCGCGCUGUCGUUCGUAACUGCGACAUCAUCAGGGUUUGAGCACCGCGGUUCGGGUGCCAUGAUAAUUUCGCCCGUAUAAAAACCGCUCAGUAUGCUGAAGCUGUUAGGCGGUCUCAAAGAGUUCAUCAAGAGACAGGAAGUCACUACCGACGGCACCAUUUUUCGGGUGCACGUCACCUUUACCACGGUGGUGUUACUCGCGUGCUCGCUAAUGGUGACGGCCACACAAUACGUCGGCAACCCAAUACAGUGUAUCGUAGACGGUUUGCCUACCAGGCCGGUGAACACGUACUGUUGGAUAAUGUCCACGUUCACCAUGCCCGACGCUUUCCGUCGGCAACAGGGCGUAGGCGCGGCCCAUCCUGGCGUAGGGCCCGAAGAAGGAGAGCCGGCCAAAUACUAUUCUUACUAUCAGUGGGUGUGCUUUGUACUAUUCUUUCAGGCCAUGUUGUGCUAUUUCCCAAAAUGGGUAUGGGACGCUCAAGAAGGGGGACUAAUGACUACGCUGGUCAUGGGCCUCCACUACGGUUUGGGAGAAGAAAAGGAAAAGGAGAAACGCAAGACUAUUCUCAUCCAUUACUUACUUACUCAUAUUAAGAAACACACAUGGUACGCCGCUAAGUAUUGGCUAUGCGAAUUUUUGUGUUUCAUCAACAUAGUGCUGCAGAUCUAUUGGAUGAAUAAAUUUUUCGGCGGAGAGUUUCUCACCUAUGGGCUCAGAGUGAUAGGCUUAUCAGGUGAACACCAAGACGACCGAAUCGACCCCAUGGUUUUUAUAUUUCCUAGGGUGACCAAGUGCACGUUCCACAAAUUCGGUCCAUCUGGAACUGUACAGAAGCACGAUUCACUGUGUAUAUUGCCACUGAACAUCGUCAACGAGAAAACCUAUAUAUUCAUAUGGUUUUGGUUUUUGUUGCUUCUUGCCGCUCUGGUCUUGCUCGUUGUUCACAGAAUUCUAUUACUGUACAAUAAGAAUGUAAGGAAAAACGCUUUGAGGUAUCGCCACUACAGGCUAAUAAAUGAUGACGUGGCCAAAGCUGUAACGAACAAAGUAUCCAUCGGUGAUUGGUGGGUCCUGUACAUGUUGGGCAAGAAUUUGGAUCCAUUAAUAUACAGGGACGUGAUACGUGAAAUAGCUAAAAAAGCAGAUCUUUAGUGACUACAUAAUUCGAGUCACUAGUCUUAAGUUGACCAUUUCAGUCGUAUGGUAAUUGUUGGGCAUAAGUUCAUCCUCAUAAACAUUGGAUUUAUAUUUAUAUACUAUUAUGUACAUAUCACUUUAUUACAUUUGAAUAAUUGGUAUGAAUAAUUUUUGUACACGUUUUGUAGAAUUAGAAAAAUUAUUCAAAAUAAAUUAUUAUAUUUCAUGUAAAAAAAAUAAAAUAAAACAAAUUUUGUAAUGUUACAAGUAUUUUAUUAACUUUAUACAUUAAAUAAAUAUGUACUAAAAGUUUUUUAAA